Molecule: messenger RNA, 8000 nt
Organism: Strigops habroptila (Kakapo)
Lineage: Eukaryota; Metazoa; Chordata; Aves; Psittaciformes; Psittacidae
Gene: SRCIN1
Product: SRC kinase signaling inhibitor 1
Exons: 21
Coding region: 41-5044 (1667 amino acids)
Biological process (GO): regulation of dendritic spine morphogenesis
Cellular component (GO): actin cytoskeleton; postsynaptic density; cytoplasm
Source: RefSeq, a predicted model, not a curated record
AUGGGUGACACCUCUGCUGGCAGGUAAGGAAGAUGGAUGAAUGAAUCGGCAAAGGGAACCGCGCUCCCUUAACCUCCGGCUGCUCGGAGAGGGACUCGCCAGGAUUUACCGUGGGAUAUUGGUGGCUUUGGGAGCCCUGCGCUCAGCCAAGGAGUCGCCUUCAGCCCCUGGAGACCCGGGGGCUGCCUCCGCCGGCCCACCGAAGCAGUUUUCCAGCCGCCAUGGAAGCUGUCCUGCUCCUGCGGAUCCCGAGAGGACGAGCACCCACAUGAUCUCGGCGGAUGAUGCCGAAUACCCGCGGGAAUACCGGACCUUGGGCAAUGGCACCCGGCGCUUCUCCAAUGUAGGGCUGGUGCACACCUCGGAGCGCCGGCACACCGUCAUCGCUGCCCAGAGCCUGGAGGCCCUCACCGGCCUCCAGAAGUCAGAGAUGGAGCGCAAGCGGGAUGCAUUCAUGGACCACCUGAAGAACAAGUACCCACAGCACGCACUGGCGCUCCGGGGGCAGCAGGAGCGUAUGCGGGACCAGCAACCCAACUACUGGAGCUUUAAGACAAGGAGCUCCCGGCACUCCCAGAGCUCCCAGCCUGGCUUGGCCGAUCAAGCCAAACUCUCCUUCGCCUCGGCCGAAUCCCUGGAAACCAUGUCGGAAGCGGAGCUGCCCCUGGGGUUCAACAGGAUGAACCGGUUCCGGCAGAGCUUGCCCUUGUCCCGCUCCACCAGCCAGACAAAGCUGCGAUCACCAGGGGUCCUUUUCCUGCAGUUUGGGGACGAGACGAGGCGCGUCCACAUCACCCACGAGAUCAGCAGCAUGGACACCCUGCACGCCCUCAUUGUCCACAUGUUCCCCCAGAAGCUCACCAUGGGGAUGCUGAAGUCUCCCAACACAGCCAUCCUCAUCAAGGACGAGUCGCGCAACGUCUUCUACGAGCUGGAGGAUGUCCGUGACAUCCAGGACAGAAGUAUCAUUAAGAUCUAUCGGAAAGAGCCUCUCUAUGCUUCGUUCCCAGCCUCACACAUCACCAACGGUGACUUGAGGCGGGAGAUGGUGUACACCUCCAGGGAAUCAUCUCCCACCCGCCGGCUCAACAACAUGUCCCCGGCUUCCCACCUCACCUCGGGCUCCCCUCCGCCGGUGCUCCAGUCCUCCUCUCCAUCCCGCUCCCGCAUGUCCUACAGCGGCGGCCGCCCGCCCUCCUACGCCGGCAGCCCCGUCCAUCACAGCGAGCGUCUCUCCAACCUGCCACCGGCCCAGGGCGUCUCACCCAGCCCCAGCGCCAUCCUGGAGCGCCGGGAUGUGAAACCGGACGAGGACUUAGCCGGGAAGAAUGUGGUGCUGAUGAAGAACGAAGGGCUGUACGCUGAUCCCUACGGCAUGGUGCACGAGGGCCGGCUCAGCAUCACCUCCACGCAGUCGUUGGCUGGCAUGGGAGACCCUUUUGGCUACUCAGGGGGGCUGUACAAGCGCGGCUCCGUCCGUUCCCUCAGCACCUACUCAGCGGCCGCCCUGCAGACGGAGCUGGAGGACAACCUCUACAAGCCCAAUGCACCCAUGUACGGCGACACGUACGGACCCGGCCUGGGUUUCCGUAUGCCCCCGUCCUCCCCGCAGAAGAUGGCUGAUGGGCGGCUGGUGGAUGUGCAGCCGGGGCAGAGCCCGCACAGCCCCUACUCGGGACCCCCCAGCCGCUCCUCGCCUGUCCGUCAGUCCUUCCGCAAGGAUUCCUGCUCCUCUGUCUUCAUGGAGAGCCCUGUCAACAAGCCACGUAACCCCAGCUCCUCCGGCCCUCCGGAGCUGUUUCCUGGCCCUGGGGAUCGCCCGCUUUCAGGGUUUGGCUCCCCUGGACCAGCUAAAGACACGGAAACAAGGGAGCGGAUGGAAGCGAUGGAGAAGCAGAUCGCCAGCCUGACAGGGCUGGUGCAGAGCGCGCUGCUCCGCGGCUCCGAGGCUGAGACCCCCAGUGAGAAGACAGAAGCCACCAAUGGCGGGACCCCCCCAUCAGCGUCGACCAGCCGCAGCAGCAUGGGGACACCGGUGCCCGCACCACCGCCACCCUCCGCCACCAGCACACCCGCGGGGCAGCCCACUGCCAUCACCCGCUUGCACAUGCAGCUGCACCUCCACGACCUGCAGCAGAACGCCAGCGACCUCCGCAACCAGCUGCAGCAGCUCAAGAAGCUGCAGCUGCAGAACCAGGAGAUGGUGAAGACGAUGCUGCGGCGGACGGAGACGGAGAUCAGCGUGCGGGUGACGGACACCAUGCGCAAGCACGAGGACCCGCUGCAGCGCCAGCGCAGCUUGGUGGAAGAGGAACGGCUCCGCUACCUCAACGAGGAGGAGCUCAUCACCCAGCAGCUCAAUGACCUGGAGAAGUGUGUGGAGAAGAUCCAGAAGGAUUUGGCCCACAACCACCGGCUCAUCCCUGUGCAGGAGCUGGAGGAGAAGGCAGUGGUGCUCAAGCAGCUGGGGGAGACGCUGACAGACCUGAAGGCCCAGUUCCCCAGCCUGCAGAGCAAGAUGCGGGUGGUGCUGCGGGUGGAGGUGGAAGCUGUCAAGUUCCUCAAGGAGGAGCCGAACCGCCUCGAUGGGCUGCUCAAGCGCUGCAAGACGGUGACGGACACCCUCGCCCAGAUCCGUAGGCAAGUGGAUGAGGGCGUGUGGACGUCCCCCAGCAACCUCAGCCAGUCCCCUAAGAAGGUGGCCCCCGAGACAGACUUCAGCAAAGGGCUGGAUUUGGAGAUGCCCACGAGCCCCCCGGUGAGCCUCCACCAUCUGACAGCGGCCACCGAGACCCUGGGCAUGCCCAGCUUCGGGCACAGCCCCCCCCAAACCCAAACCCAUCCCUCCAAGAGUAACAACCCUUCCCGAGCUCCGGAGAUGGUGCCAGCCAAGACCCAGACGGGCCCCGAGACCCCCAGCAAGAAAAGUGCUGACAAAGCUGUAUCCGUGGAGGCUGCCGAGCGGGACUGGGAGGAGAAGCGGGCAGCGCUGACCCAGUACAGCGCCAAGGACAUCAACCGCCUCCUGGAGGAGACCCAAGCCGAGCUGAUGAAGGCUAUUCCCGACCUGGAAUUCGCUGCCAAGCACAAGCAAGCCACAGGCAGCGGCAGCACCGCAUCCACCCCCGAGCACAAACCCUCCAAGCCGCAGCAUACACCGAAAUCGGGGGGCAAAGGAGACCCCAACGGCCGCAGGGGCUCAGACGAACUGACGGUGCCGCGGUACCGGACCGAGAAACCUUCCAAAUCGCCACCGCCUCCCCCUCCACGCCGGAGCUUCCCCUCGUCCCACGGGCUGACCACAACCCGCAGCGGCGAAGUCAUCGUCACCAGCAAGAAAGAGCCCGGGUUUAUAAAGAAGGCCGAAUCAGAGGAGCUGGAAACCCAGAAGCCGCAGGUGAAGCUGAGACGGACGGUGUCGGAGGUGGUGAGACCUGCGUCCACCCCUCCCAUCAUCGCCUCUGCCAUCAAAGACGACGACGACGAGGACCGCAUCAUUGCGGAGCUGGAGGUCUUUCAGAGAAGCUCUGCCUCCCCUUUCCUCCCCAAGCUCCGUUACGAUGCUGCCGUCUCCCCUGGGCACGCAGACUUGUGGCCCAACGGAGCCUCCAUUGAAGGAUGGAAGGAGCCGGGGAGCAGGGCCUUCUCGCUCCCACAGAUCGUGCUCACCCAAUGCGUGUCUGAACCACCGUCCCCCGAAGCCGAAGCCGAGGUUUGGGUGGCAACAGGCUGCUCGGAGCACAGGGACCCGGCUGGCCCUGCAGGAACAGGAGGGGUGGGAAGCAAAUGCCACGUGUCUCCUGGCAUCUCCGGUCCUGGGGACCCUCCAGGCUCAGCCCUGCAGCCCCUGAGCAGCCCAUCCAAGUCCAUCCAAGCCCAUCCCAUGGAUGGAGCAGGAGAGGCUCGGAGGUUCCCCCUAGCAGCCAGCAAGAUCCUGCCUUUCUCAAGGCAUAAAAUGAGCUGCCCCAUGGUGGGAGAAGGAGGAGAUGUUGCUCUGAAUGCCUCCAGCACGCAAGAAGGCAGCAGCAAGACGUCAUACAGAGGUUCUUUGGCUGCACAUCCCCAGGGAGAAGCCAUGGGUCCUGGAGCUGGAGAAGCAGCUCUCCCCUCCACCAGUGCAUGCAUCAGAAGGCCCGGUGCUGUCCCCCAACAUCCCAGUGAUGGGAACCCCCAAGUUGGAGCUGGGCAAAGCAAACAGGGGACCUCAUUCCCUCCUGGAGGCUCUGCAUGGAGGGAGGAUGGCGCACCAGCCCCGGCCUGCCCAGUGCCACAUCCUGGAGCUUCCCCAAGCAGGGAUCCAGCCCCAUGGGGAAGUGGACAGUCCCAGGCUGAGCACCCCAAGGAGCCUUUCUCAAGGCCAAGCCAUGUCACAGCAUCGCCGGGCCGGGGUGGCACAGAGGAUGCCGGGGUUGGGAGGAAGGCAGCAGAGGGGCUCUGCAAAGGGCAGUUGUCCCCUCGCUGCUCCAUGACUCCGUGCAGCAAGGAGAUUUAUGAAGGCACGUACCAGAGACUGGAUAGCCUGGAAGAAACCAUCCGUGAGCUGGAAAUAACCAUCAGUGAGAUCAGCAGCCACCCCGCGGUUGAAUUUGUAUUCCCUAAAGAACUGCUCAGACCAGCGGGAUCCAAGGAUGCUGGUGAGGAGACCAAGGAAGGUCUGGGGGAUCUCAAACACAGUAGCUGUGAUGAUGGGACUAUCCUGGACCUCAGUCAGGCCAGAGAUGAUGCUCCUGGGAGCCUGUCUCCAAGCAAGACCAAGCCACAUCUGCUACCCAAGCCACAGAGCGGUGGCGUCUCCAUCCCAGCCAUGAAGGUGGUGAACCCGGCGUCGCGGCUGAAGCAGAGCCAGCAGGGCAGCCCCGACAAAAGCAAGCACAUAAAGCAGCGCAUGGAGUACAUGCGGAUCCAGGGCCAGCAGCAGGCCGCUAGACCAUCUAAAGAGGCUAGUGAGACUUCCCCCACGGUCUCAGAAAAACCCGCAUCUGGCAGAACAUCCAUCCCCGUAUUGACUUCCUUUGGGGCAAGGAACUCCUCCAUCUCAUUCUGAGCAUCCUUGCCAGCUCUACCCAACUGCUCUCCUGCUCCUGGGGCCGGGCUUCUCUCUUCCUUGGGCUCCUCCUCCCUGGGACUUGUCUUCUUGAGGCACCUGGAGGGAUUCACCACCCGUCCCUCCUCUUUCUGUUUUAUAUCAAUGUCUUUGCUCCAAUGUGGCCGACCUCGUGUCUCGCCUCUGCUCCGCCUCGGCCCAACUUGUGUCUCGCCUCUGCUCCGCCUCGGCCCGACUUCUGUCUCCCAUCUCGCUCCGCAAUGGCCAACCAGCCACUUUCUGUUUCUCUUUCUCUCUUUCUCCUCCCUUUUCCUUUCCUUUUCCCUUUUCCUUUCGGUUCCUUUGGGUUGCUGUUGGUUUGGUUUUUCUCUCCCCCCCUCCUCCCCUCCCUUCCCCUCCCUACCGUUUUCUAUUUAUUUAAGAGCUCUCAGAGCUUCACUCCACCAGUUUCACCAGCUUCAAGCAAGGAGGACACCGGGCAGCACCCAACCCUGCUGCCCAUGCGAGCAGCACCCAUUCCACCACGGAAAGGUGGGAAACAGCUGCCGAAGACACCCCUCGAUCCGACUGCUCGCUCCCGGCCAUCACCGAGCAUCCCGGCAGCCGCGACGCCGAGCCACCGGGAUGAGAGGAUGCUCGGAGCUCCGGCCAGGUCUUGGCGAUGGGUGGCGGGUGAUGCGGCGGCCGCGCCGUGUCCUUCACCGGUGCCAUCCCGAGGGGGUGUCGGCGCCACCGGUUGCGCCCCGGCCGCCAGCCCUGGCUCUCCCCGGGGACGGGGGGUGGUCAGAGGGCUGGGGAAGGAGCCGGGAGCAGCACCAAGGGGUGCCCGGACGUGCCGGAGAAGCCGGAGGCUGAGGAUGUGAAAAGGGGAAGGGGCAGGAACGGGUCCAGUCGAGCUGCCAUCGCCUUCGGGUCGCAACGUAGCACUUUAAAUGGUCACUUGGGUGGGCACGAUGUGAUGCUCAGGGGGUGCGGACACCCCUCGCUGAGCACCAACACCCCUGGGGACAAGCAGGUCCCCAGAACCCCCUGCAUGGGGACCCCACAUGGUCCUUCCUUGGGGAGCAGCCCCAUUCCCAAGCCUGGGGAUGGUCCCCUUGCCCGUGUCCCCCCCCCGUUAGCACAGUGAGCUGGGUGUGCACUGGGUGUGCAACACGAGAUCGAAUCACUCCUUUCGUUGGCCAGUUUGUCCUUGGGUUGGUUUCUUUUAUUAAUAUUAUUUAUUAGUGUUAUUACUUUUCUUCUUCCCCCUCCCCCUCUUUUUUUUGUAUAUCGAUCAUUUUUGUACAGAACAAGCCUUUUUUGAAUAACAAAGAGAAGAAAAAAAGAGACAAAAAAAGACAAAAAAAAAGAAUCAUGAUGCAAUUUCUUUGGAUUGCAAAAAGCAACUCUUUACAUUUAAGUGAAGUGUCUUAACAUUUUAUAUUGUUUUAAGAAAUAUAUUUACAUAUUAUAUAUAUAAUAUACGUAAUAUAAAUAGAUAUAUAUAAAUAUUUAAAAAAAAAAAGAAAAAGAGAAAAGAAAAGAAAUAAAUCUCGUCCCGUCUGGUAUCUUAGGGGGUGGAUUUGCUUCCCUGUUAGCCUAUAGCUCCUUGUGAUUUUGAGAGGGUCGGUUCCUAGAGGCUUGUGAGCCCUCGUGCUGAGUCCUCAUUCUCCAUCCAGCACCUUCCUUGUCCUGUCCCCAUCCCCAUCCCUUGCCGGAGCAGGGGGUGGAAGGGGCUGGGUGCCCCCGGGGACACUGGCACCCAUGGGUGAUGGCCCCGGGGACGCUGGCACCCACCUCCCUGCAGCAAUAGCAGUCACUUGAUGUGUGUUAUUUCCUUUUAAAUGAUUUUUUCUUGGUACCAAAGUGAAAUACUGUAGCAAAGCCGCAGCUUCUUAUGGCCAGGAUGGGGUCCCCCCCACCCCUUCUCGCACAGCCCCAUCCCACCCUGACCCACCACCCAUCCCAGUGCUCCUGUGAGUCCAUCCUGCCAGCACCCAUGGAGGAGGACUCCCAGGCAGCACUCUGUGUCCUGGGACCUGAUGUCUCUGUUUGUCCUGGGGGGAACAAGUGCCACCAGCCCCCAGUGACACAGACAUGUGGGUGCAAAGUGGUCGGGGGGGGGCUGUAGUUAGUGCAGCCCCAUCCCAGUAGCACCCAUGAGUGUUCCAUCACCCUUCCUAUUGGGAGCAAGCUCCAGCUGUUGGGAUGGGGGGUCUAUUCCCUUUGCUGCACCCCGGCUUUGUCCAGGGACCACCCCCCCCCAGGCAUCACCACUGGUGGACCCCCACCUCCAUCCAGAUCAUCCUGCGAUGGGUGAUGGGGUGCACGGUGAUGGGUGAUGUGAUGCACAGCGAUGGAUCACGGGUGCACUGGGUGAUGGGAUGCACUGGGUGAUGGGAUGCACUGGGUGAUGGGGUGCACUGGGUGAUGGGGUGCACCCUUUCUUCCCCCCCCCCCAAACCCUCCCCACUGCCCAUCAGGCUGGUUUCUCUGUGAGCGUAUGUGUCUCUGCGUGCGUGUGCGUCCGUCCCUUCAUGGCAUCACGCAAACCCUCCGCGAGCACUGACCCCGGUGCCGGCGCUGAAGCAAAGAGGACAUAAACCAAACCCUUCCUUCUGGUUGAGGAGAGAUAAAAAAUAAAAAAACCACAGAAAAGGACCAAAAAAAAAAAAAAGAGGAAAACAUUGCAAAAAUGAUCCAAAAAAAGAAAAAGAGAAGAAGAAACCCAAGCGCUGCCUGCAUCGUGCAUGUGUCGGAGGCGCCCGCUGCAUGCGCACCCCGCUUUACUGUCUGGAUGUUGUUUAAGAAAAAGGUUACUUGUAAAAGGACAAAAAAAGAAAAAAAACAUAAAAAAAAAAAGAGAAAAAAAAAAAAAUCUAUUCCUCCUACUCUUUAGAAGCUGUUUUUGGGGUUUCUACGACGUCGUGUGUCUCCGCAUGAAUUUUUCUCGUGAACUGUUUUAAAAGCAAAA